Orbilia oligospora ATCC 24927 is the source of this 498-nucleotide messenger RNA. RefSeq lists its product as uncharacterized. NCBI's taxonomy places the organism in Eukaryota, Fungi, Ascomycota, Orbiliomycetes, Orbiliales, Orbiliaceae. Gene Ontology annotation, biological process: translation. Bases 1 to 498 code for a protein of 165 amino acids. Gene Ontology annotation, molecular function: structural constituent of ribosome; large ribosomal subunit rRNA binding. The record is from RefSeq and is a predicted model, not a curated record. Gene Ontology annotation, cellular component: cytosolic large ribosomal subunit; ribosome. The transcript is spliced from 4 exons.
AUGCCUCCAAAAUUUGAUCCAAAUGAGGUGAAGGUCAUCUACCUCCGUGCCACCGGUGGUGAAGUCGGUGCUUCUUCCGCUCUUGCCCCCAAGAUUGGUCCUCUCGGUCUUUCCCCAAAGAAAGUCGGUGAAGAUAUCGCCAAGGCCACCCAGGACUGGAAGGGUUUGAGAGUCACCUGCAAGCUCACCAUCCAGAACCGUCAAGCCGCCGUCUCCGUCGUCCCAACCGCCUCUUCCCUUGUCAUCAAGGCCCUCAAGGAGCCACCACGUGACCGAAAGAAGGAGAAGAACAUCAAGCACACCAAGUCCAUUCCUUUGGAUGAGAUCAUUGAGAUCGCCAGGGUCAUGAGACACAAGUCUUUGUCCAAGGAGUUGAAGGGAACUGUCAAGGAGAUUCUCGGAACUGCUUUCAGCGUCGGCUGCAAGGUCGAUGGCAAGAGCCCCAAGGAUGUCCAGGAGGAGAUUGACAACGGAGAGGUUGAGAUCCCAGAAGAGUAA